This is a messenger RNA of Vitrella brassicaformis, 1461 nucleotides long. NCBI's taxonomy places the organism in Eukaryota, Vitrellaceae. The record is from the annotation of a GenBank genome assembly.
AUGGAGCCAGAUGGCAUUCUCACCACCCUGCGAGCCCUCGCCACGGCCAUCCAUCGGCUGGCUGGUGUGGGCAUAUCGGCUGCCGACACACACGUGACGGCCGUCCCCGAGGCAUCGUGGAACGACUACAUUCUGGCCAGUGUGGUCAACCAGACGCGCCAGCAGGUGGACAGUGUCGCGGCGGUCCGGUCGUCUUCAAGCGCUGCAGCUGCGUGCGAGCCGGCUGUGGGCGGCGGGAGGAAGGCGUCCCUCUUUCCCAACAUGGUGCCCCGAGAUGACCAUGGCGAUGAUGCGAGCGGAGAGGCAGACAAGAAGCCCACCAAGCGGCCCUUCCAGCUGCUCGUCCUCACGCCCGCCUCCUUCGACCAACAGCUGCUGCGUCUCGAGCUGACGUCCUCUGACGUGCUGGCCAAGAAGAUCAUCCGCGAGAUGGCCCGAGCGGCCGAGUCCAUGGUGGUCGAGACGGUGUCGAGCGCGGCACCGGCGGCUGACAGGGGCAGCUUCCGCGAUUACGUCUUCGAGUCGCUGAGUCUAUUGACCAUCGAAGAGUCCGUCGACAUUCCGGACGCCGUGCUGCCAUCGCUCCCAGCGACCCCAUACAGUCGCUUCCCGCGACUCAAGACCGUCUGCUUCGAGGUGCCGUCCAUCCAUUUGAUUCGACAGGGCGGGGUGAGGGAGCUGCUCGCGCCGAUCAAGGGACAGCUCGAGAAGAUCAUCGUCGCUCUCACGGAUGUCCCCAGCGGAUACGACACGAGCUACGGCACCGGCCAGCCGCCGCCACGUGAGGCCGCACCCGGCCUCCUCGCACAGCUGACUCUAGAGUGCCUUGACACCAUCGGCCAUGUGGACCAGGUGGUGUUGAUCUUUAUGCCUGAUGAUGAUGACAUCAAGGCGUUCCUGCCGCAGAUGUCUCCCCUCUACCACCUCUUCACGACGCCCAACCUCGCCGCCCGCCUGCCGCCCAUCAGGCAGCUAAUCAUCAACACGCCCUACUGUGUCCACGACCGCUUUGGCGAUGUGCGGCUGGAGUUCAUAACAGCCGUCACCGACAACACACGGGGCCCCCAGCGUGUGAUCUUCAGCGAGGGGUACACUCAGGAAUUACUCAGCCCACAUCUACUGCGUCAGUCCCCCGCGUAUCUCUCGUCUGCUGCUGUGGAUGAGGCCCUGGCAUCGGCCGGAUCGCCGUUUGUGGUGGUCAAGAGCGACGACAACACACUCACUGUCGGGCGUUAGAUGUCUCCCUUAGACUUAGACUUAGACUUAGUUACAGCAUUCGUUGACCUUUGCGUGAGGGGCGUCUUCAUGCACAUGAAGGACACAGACAGACAGAGAGGCUUCCACAUGCGUACCUUGAGUCGAGGUGAAUCGAUCGAGAGCAGAAUGGAUGGAUCAGCGUGGGUGGCUUCAAGCGACACUGCAAAUGAUGGUAUGUAACUAGCUUUGUGUCUAUGUAUGCAG